Durusdinium trenchii is the source of this 1062-nucleotide messenger RNA. NCBI's taxonomy places the organism in Eukaryota, Dinophyceae, Suessiales, Symbiodiniaceae. The record is from the annotation of a GenBank genome assembly.
AUGUCGCAGGGGGAGGACGGUGGCUAUUUGUCCGCAGAGGACGUCCAAAGCGUUCAAGUGUUCUUUGUAAAGUGCCAGGACUUCUGUCAUUUUGAUGCCAAUGGCGCUCGCCUUCGAUCUAUCAUUGAAGCCAAUUUGCCUUGGACACUCCAAUUUGACACCUUUCACGUGGCAAGCCCUGCCGAGAAUGUGAAGACUAAGCCGAAGCUCAAGAGUUGGAAGGCUGCCAUUGUGGGCGCACAUCCUUCAUUGUGUGCUGACAUCGCCCAUGCUGUGGAUCGAGCCUUGGGGGGACAAAGUGAACAUCAAUAUUUUGGCCUUAGCUGCCCUGGGCACCACUCUGCUUCUCAUCACUGUACUUUUCGUUGUGAGGUGCUUGGCCAAUGCUCCAAUGAUGCAAUGUUCGACCGGAUUCUGGGGCAAAUGCUGAAUUGGGGAGAGUUCACAGAAAGACCCUUUGACCCUAAAGUUCUCCUGAACGAGUUGCGCAAGAUUGUUUCGUCCAGCAAGUUUCUAUCCUCGGCCGACUUGCAGAUUUGCACAGGGCCAUAUGUUCUAUGUCAUAUGAUGCAGUUGAUCCUUGACGUGCCACUGUUGGUGUAUUUGGGCUUAACCCUGACCUAUUUGGCAGCGGAAAACGUGGAAGAAUUGCUGCUCUCUGCAAGAUCCAUUGCAUCAGACUUCACGAACUUGGCAGGUGCAGUGGGUCCUCGACGUAGAGCGCUUGUCGUCACUGACCUGAUCCGAGCAGCCCAGUUCCACCAUGCAACUGGAGUAUGGGUCCCCGCUCUUCCUCCAUUGUCGUUCUAUCAUGCAGAUCCAGCUCAAGGAGGACGCCACCAUCGUGCCAAAAGAGUUGAAGCAAUCGCACUUCGACCUGAACUUUGGCGCCGCGCUGCGUUUGGUCCUGGACUUCGUGGAUUGCUGCGGCACUUCUGUAAUUCCAACACGGGUGUUGUACUUUGGCGUGCUUUCAUUGCACACAUUUUGACUUGUAUCGCGCCUGGCGGCAGAGGCAUUUCAAACUCAUUUCUUGCCGCUCAGAAGAAUACUUUCGUAUGA